Messenger RNA from Perognathus longimembris pacificus (Pacific pocket mouse), 2574 nucleotides. RefSeq names its product collagen type IX alpha 1 chain (gene Col9a1). The transcript is spliced from 32 exons. The record is from RefSeq and is a predicted model, not a curated record. NCBI's taxonomy places the organism in Eukaryota, Metazoa, Chordata, Mammalia, Rodentia, Heteromyidae. Bases 1 to 2037 code for a protein of 678 amino acids.
AUGGCGCGGCCCGCGGGGGCGCGCGGGGCGCUGGGGCUGCUGCUCUCCGCGCUCUGCCUGGGCGCCGCUCAAAGAGGUCCUUUGGGAGAACAAGGCCCGCCUGGCCCCCCAGGGCCCCCUGGAGUCCCAGGCAUCGAUGGCAUUGAUGGUGACCGAGGCCCAAAGGGUCCCCCAGGCCCUCCGGGUCCUGCUGGAGAGCCUGGGAAGCCAGGAGCACCGGGCUCACCGGGCACGCCAGGCGCGGAUGGAUUAACAGGACCCGAUGGAUCUCCUGGCUCUGUUGGACCUCGGGGCCAAAAAGGAGAGCCUGGUAUUCCUGGAUCUCGAGGAUUUCCCGGCCGAGGUAUUCCUGGACCUCCGGGUCCUCCCGGGACAUCGGGCCUCCCCGGAGAGCUUGGCCGCCCAGGACCUAGUGGUGACCCUGGGAAGAGAGGACCACCAGGCCCCCCCGGCCCUCCAGGACCCAGCGGAACAAUUGGGUUUCAUGAUGGAGAUCCACUGUGUCCCAAUUCCUGCCCACCAGGUCGUUCUGGAUAUCCAGGCCUACCAGGCAUGAGGGGCUAUAAAGGGGCCAAGGGAGAAAUUGGAGAACCAGGAAGACAAGGACACAAGGGUGAAGAAGGUGACCAAGGAGAACUGGGAGAAGUUGGAGCUCAAGGCCCUCCAGGAGCUCAGGGUUUGAGAGGCAUCACUGGCAUUGUUGGAGACAAAGGAGAAAAAGGUGCUCGGGGCUUGGAUGGGGAGCCUGGACCACAGGGACUUCCUGGGGCACCGGGUGACCAAGGGCAGCAGGGACCUCCAGGCGAAGCCGGACCCAAGGGAGACAGGGGAGGACAAGGCCCCAGAGGACUGCCUGGACUCCCAGGGCCCAAAGGAGAUGCGGGCUUGCCGGGUGUGGAUGGCCGAGAUGGGAUUCCUGGAAUGCCAGGAACAAAGGGUGAGCCGGGAAAGCCAGGGCCUCCGGGGGACGCAGGCAUGCAAGGGCUGCCGGGUGUACCUGGAAUUCCUGGUGCAAAGGGUGUUGCUGGUGAAAAGGGAAGCCCAGGAGCUCCAGGGAAACCUGGCCUGUUGGGGAAUUCUGGAAAACCGGGCCAACAGGGGCCUGCAGGAGAGGAGGGGCCCAGAGGACCCCGGGGGCUUCCUGGCAGCAGAGGAGAAAUGGGACCGAUGGGGGCUCCAGGCCUACCUGGCAAACUGGGGCCCCUGGGCCGCCCAGGCCUCCCUGGCUUGCCUGGACCCUCUGGCCUGCCUGGAAUGAAAGGUGACCGGGGUGUAGUCGGUGAGCCUGGUCCAAAGGGAGAACAGGGAACCUCUGGUGAGGAGGGUGAUGCAGGACAAAGAGGUGACCUGGGAGACAUGGGAUUACCUGGCUCAAAGGGAUCAGUUGGUAGCCCUGGGGAGCCCGGCCUGAGGGGGCCAGAAGGAAGUCGGGGGCUUCCGGGAGUGGAAGGACCAAGAGGACCACCUGGACCCCGGGGUGUGCAGGGAGAGCAGGGUGCCACUGGCCUGCCAGGCAUCCAGGGCCCACCGGGGAGAGCUCCAACAGACCAGCACAUCAAGCAGGUCUGCAUGCGGGUUAUGCAGGAGCAUUUUGCAGAGAUGGCUGCCAGUCUGAAGCGCCCUGACAUGGGUGUCUCAGGACUCCCUGGGAGGCCGGGUCCCCCAGGGCCCCCCGGCCCUCCUGGAGAGAAUGGCUUCCCAGGUCAGAUGGGGAUCCGGGGCCUCCCAGGAGUCAAAGGUCCCCCUGGGGCUCUGGGUCUGAGAGGACCUAAAGGUGACUUGGGAGAAAAAGGGGAGCGUGGCGCUCCUGGACGAGGUCCCAAAGGACUACCGGGAGCUACUGGUCUCCCAGGUGACCCAGGCACUGCUAGCUAUGGGAGAAAUGGCCGGGAUGGUGAGCCAGGGCCCCCAGGCGUGGCAGGGAUUCCUGGGGUGCCCGGGCCUCCAGGACCACCUGGGCCUGCAGGAUUCUGUGAGCCAGCUUCCUGCACCCUGCAGGCUGGCCAACGAGCAUUUAGCAAAGGGCCUGAUCAGUGAGAGGCUGGGUGCUGCCCAUGUAAACCACAGCUGGUGGAGAAAGAUGGCUGGAAACUGGGCAAAGACCACCACAGAGACAGGACCCUGACUUGGCAAUCAGAUUUGGAACAAUGGUGCUAUUCAGUAAACCCCAUCCCUUCCCCUUGGAGAGAAAACAAGUGUUGUCACUGAAAAUAAUACAUGUGAGUGAAUGUAUAUCCUUCUUCUCAAGGCCUGGAACUUGAGUGUGCUCUUCACAUGUGAUGCAUCCAGGCCACUGCCAAUAAACAGAAACAACUGGUUUACCUCAAUUGCUGUAGUUGUGUUAAUCUAUACUCCAGAGCUUGUCCUCAGAUUACUGACCAAGGUACACAGAGUAUUACUAAGCUGGUCAUGAGGAAAGCCCACUACAAUCAGUAGACUUGGUGCUUUAUGUCCCACCCAUGUGCUUGGUGGGCAUACUCUGGAAUUGCUUUUCCUUAUAUCCUCUACUGUUUUCCAUUUUCAGAAGGAAUUUUGGUUGAUUUGUAUGUAUUGUGCACUAAAUCCACCAACACU